This is a messenger RNA of Achroia grisella, 2487 nucleotides long. It is a transcript of the gene aft, whose product is annotated as cap-specific mRNA (nucleoside-2'-O-)-methyltransferase 2. The coding region runs from base 244 to 2340 and encodes 698 amino acids. Gene Ontology annotation, cellular component: cytoplasm; nucleus. The record is from RefSeq and is a predicted model, not a curated record. Gene Ontology annotation, molecular function: methyltransferase cap1 activity. The transcript has 4 exons. Gene Ontology annotation, biological process: 7-methylguanosine mRNA capping. Lineage: Eukaryota; Metazoa; Arthropoda; Insecta; Lepidoptera; Pyralidae.
GUAACACUGAUACGAAGCCACAACACUACCCUUUGUUUAUAUGAAAUCUAAUCUAUAAUUUUCAAACGCAUUUUCGAAAAAGUAAAGAAUUGAAACAUGAAUAUCACUGUCUUUCAUUCUAGUUUAUCUCUUGUAAUGAGUCCUUUUUACAAUAUUUAAGACGUGUUUAAUUAUUGUACUUUUAGAUAACUGUUUUAUUAUAAAAAUGUAAUAGUGUCGCUCAAUUUUACGAAUUUUUCAUAGAUGACAUCUAAAAUAAAAAUGAACAGUGGUCCGCCGAGGCCAAGGUAUUCGGCCGUAUUGAGGGACGAGGAGUUCGAAACGGAAAUCAAUGAGUUAUUCAGCAAGAAGUACAGCUUUAGAUUUAACAGCAGCUGGAAAUUACCGGAUCGUAAACUUUGGUUCUCGUCGCCGCCAUGGAAGGCUAAAGACUUAGAGGUGUUGAAAAGCCGUUUGAAUUUCCACAAGAGCCAGUUGAACGACUUCAAUAUUGAGGAAUGGAGCAGUCACACCCGCCGGCGGAAUCCUGCUGGCGAUGUGGGUUGGAAAUUAAGAUGUAUUGUAAAUCCUGAGUUUCCUACGCAGGCCUGGACAAAAUUUUAUGAAUGCGCAAGCACAUAUAAUAUUAUACCGAAAGAAGUAACGGCCAUCAGAAAAUUCGUAUCACUGCACUUGUGCGAAGCUCCCGGUGCAUUUAUAACAUCACUAAAUCAUUAUUUGAAAUUGAAUCAUCCCGAAGUGAAUUGGAAAUGGGUUGCAAAUACUCUAAACCCAUACUAUGAGGGUAACUCACCUUCAAACAUGAUUAGUGACGACCGGUUCAUGUUUCACACGCUGAACAACUGGGACUUUGGUGUGGACAACACUGGCAACCUCAUGGACUGGGACAACUCACAAGCGACUGUGAAGAAGGCUACAUCAUUGGGGAAUGUACUGUUGGUGACGGCUGACGGCUCAAUUGACUGCAUGCAAAGGCCUGAUGCUCAAGAGGAGGUCACAUCACCUCUCCACUACUGUGAAAUCAUCACUGCUCUCCAAGCACUUAGUCCAGGAGGGACUUUCAUAUUCAAGCUCUUCACAUUAUUCGAGCAUUCUACUGUGAACCUGCUUUACCUUAUCAACCACAUGUUUGGUGAAGUCAAUAUAUACAAACCUCUGACUUCCCGGCAGGGCAACUCUGAAGUAUAUGCUAUAUGCAUCAACUAUAAGGGCAGUGUUUACUUAGAACAGUACAUACCAAUACUGAAAACUGCCUAUGGAACUGAACAGUACAAUAAUAUGUCUCUGUUCCCACAAGACUCUAUCCCCGAAAGUUUCUUAAAACAGAUUCAUGAAUGUGCUUACUACUUCUGCAUAAUGCAGUGCCAGGUCAUCAACAAUAACCUACAAGCUUACCUGAUGCAGAACAAUAUCUCCUUACAUCGGGAUAUGAAGAGAAUCCGCGGACUUGUCGCCACCGAGUUUAUUUGGCGGUACGGAUUGAAGCCGUUAGAUAUGGAACACGAAAUAUUAAAAGGUGCACUCCAUGAAGAGUGCAAAACCAACAUGAAUCCUAGAUACCAUCGUGGAUCAUACACGGAACGACAAUUAUACUCAAAGAUGUCCAUGAAAGAAAAAUCAAAGACAAUACACUCACUAUUGCAAGCUGAAAUAAUGUCAAAUCCUGCAAUAAUAAUAAAUGAAUCUGUGAAAUGGUCCCAUAGUUGCGAUGGAGAAACAAUACCUAACCUCGUAUUUACAUAUGGUACACCUUUACAGAAGAUCAACAGUUCCAAGUUUAUCUUUGUGCCCAUAUUCAGAUUAUACCAGCAGAUCUUAGCCGAAGAUGAAUUUAAGGAGAUCAUAUUUAGCAAGAACUUUAAAGAAUGUGAAAGUUAUCACAGAGAUUUGGAAAUGCAAAUCGACAAGGUGUUGAAGUUACCUGAAUUUGACUAUGCUGAGAUUUAUAGUGUAUAUGAAAAGAGUUGUUUUUUUAGACUUCACGAUACACUGAAAGAACUAAGUUUGGGAGACACUUUGCUGGUGAAAAAUUUGAAUACACUAACCCAUUUCAAUGUGGGUCUUCUGUUCAUUGUGUCUAAGAGUUUUGAGAAGAUUGGCUUUACAUCUUCAGGCAUUAUAUUGUGCAAACUGACUAACAAGGAGUCCGUUGUCUAUUUAGACAUUAUUAGGAAUGAAUGUGAGAAACUGCAAACUGAAGACGGCAAAGAUUUGUUAAAUUCUUUGCCAGUACAGACGACAAAUGUUGGCCCAUUCUUUGACAAUGUUGUAUUGUAUAACAACACAUUUUAUCAGAACAAGUGUACAGAAUAUUUGUACGCCAUAGAAAAAAGUCUGUAACUGAGUUAUUACCUAGUAAGUCGAUGUUUUUUAUUAAAUAUAGGUAAAUAACUUCUUUCGAAGCAGAACUAUUCCUAUUAUUUUUUUAAUGCUAUUUAUUGUUACUAUCAUCUGUGAAUCUUAACUUUACAGUAUAAAUAAAGACUU